Molecule: messenger RNA, 840 nt
Organism: Ilyonectria robusta
Lineage: Eukaryota; Fungi; Ascomycota; Sordariomycetes; Hypocreales; Nectriaceae
Exons: 2
Coding region: 1-840 (279 amino acids)
Source: RefSeq, a predicted model, not a curated record
AUGCUUGUCGUUCUCCCCCGAUUCCACCUCAUCGAAAUUGAGGAUUAUCCUUGGUGCCCAGAAUGGCUUCGUGAAUACGCGCAUCGCUCACUUGCCGCGGUCUGGCGCACGGUAGGCCUCAACCGCACCACUUCCACCGCUGCACAGGUUUGCGACGUCAUCACGGCCAAUCUGCCUGAUCACCCGAGUGAGUAUCACUUCGUCGACGCCUGCGCUGGAGCUGGGGGGCCUACUCCCAUCUUCGAGGAGAUUCUCAAUGGGCGGAUGCUCGACGAGGGCAAGCCGCCCAUUGACUUCUUGCUGACGGAUCUGUAUCCUGAUCUUGAAGCGUGGAAGGCCAUUGUGGCUAAGAGCGACCACAUCUCCUACGUAGAGAAGCCUGUGGAUGCGACCAAAGCAUCGAGAUAUGCCGCUAGGGAUAAGAAAGAGUUGCGAAUCUUCAACAUGUGCUUCCAUCACUUUGAUGACGACGGUGCCCGCAAGGUGAUCCGAAGCUGCAUUGAAGAAUCCGACUCAUUCAUGAUUUUCGAAGUGACCCACCGAACUCCAUCAUCCUUGAUCAACACCACGUUCAUCAUUCUGUCCCCAUUCAUCACCACAUUGACAUGGUGGUGGUGGUCUCCCAUGCACCUGAUUUUCACCUACAUCAUCCCUGUGGUUCCUCUCUUCUUCUUCAUCAACGGUUAUGUGUCGUGCUUGCGUGCACGCACUCCAGGGGAGAUGUUCAAGCUCAUGGAGAAGGAGGGCAUCGACACGACAGGGUGGAAGUUUACCGACGGCGAGACUACAGUCCUGCCUCCAUUUGGCAAGAUUUACCAUUUCAUUGGUACCAAGGAGUGA